Molecule: messenger RNA, 2452 nt
Organism: Aspergillus saccharolyticus JOP 1030-1
Lineage: Eukaryota; Fungi; Ascomycota; Eurotiomycetes; Eurotiales; Aspergillaceae
Gene: cog6
Product: Golgi transport complex subunit COG6
Exons: 2
Coding region: 44-2359 (771 amino acids)
Biological process (GO): intra-Golgi vesicle-mediated transport
Cellular component (GO): COG complex
Source: RefSeq, a predicted model, not a curated record
CCUCAAACACGCAGCUCCUCAGGCAGCAUCGAAUCAAGUCGUCAUGGCCGGCUACUUUCCGCCUAAUGCACAUCUCACAAGUCAUGCAUCGACAAGAACCUCUUCUCCAGCUUCCUCUCCACUCUCCCCGCCAACCCAGCAGCGAUCCAAUGCCUUGUCUAACCGGUUGACAAGUGUACUUUCCGCCUCGUACGCGGAUUCGGAUAUCCGCGAUGCUUUAGAGACCCUCAGUCUUCGGGGAAUCCACAACACCGCAGAAGUUCGAAGACAGCUUCGUCUAGAUGUUCAAAAGGAGGUCGUCGACUGCAAUGCCGAAAUCGUGCGCGACUUUGGCAAGGUUGCGGAGCAACUGAAGCGGAUCGGAACGGUCAUUACGAACCUUAACCAGACAUGUGAGGAGAUGCGCAAACAUAUAGUCCUAGCUAAACAGGAUACAACGCCCGUCCUGGAAGAAGCGUCUGCGUUGAUGAAGCAAAAGACCGAUGCUGAGACUAAGCAACAGCUGCUCGAUGCAUUUACGCAACAUUUUGUGGUUCCAGAGGAAGAGACACUGGUACUGACGGCUGCUGAAGAGCCGAUUGAUGACCACUUCUUCGAAGUCCUUGCCCGUGUGAAACAGGUUCAUCGGGACUGUGAAGCGUUGCUAGGUGGGGGGAAUGAGCGACUCGGUCUGGAGCUAAUGGAGAAGAGCUCGAGGAGCCUGAACUCCGCCUACCAAAAACUCUACCGCUGGGUUCAGAAAGAGUUCCGAUCUCUGAACUUGGAAGACCCUCGCAUCAGCAGCUCCAUCCGGCGCGUCCUGCGCGUGCUGGCGGAGCGACCUAGUCUGUUCCACAGCUGUCUGGAUUUUUUCGCUGAAGCUCGUGAUUAUGUCCUCUCCGAUGCCUUCCACUAUGCCCUUACGGACGCUGCCACUGGAGGUGGGGGAGAUAGGCAAGUCAAGCCCAUCGAGUUUUCGGCUCACGAUCCUCUGCGGUAUAUUGGAGAUAUGUUGGCUUGGGUGCACUCGACUACCGUCUCGGAAAGGGAGGCACUCGAAUCCUUGUUUGUUGAUGACGGCGAAGAGCUCGCCAGGGGCAUUCAGGCCGGUUUGAGCAGUGAGCCGUGGUCGCGCAUCGACGAAGACCAGGAGGUCACCUUCGACGGACAGAAAGCUCUCAGCGAUCUUGUCAAUCGUGACCUUGUCGGCGUCUCACGGGCCCUCCGCCAGCGAGUCGAACUAGUCAUCCAAGGCCACGACGACCCUGUUACAUGCUACAAGGUGGUCAAUCUCCUAUCCUUCUACCAAACCACCUUUGCCAAGCUCCUUGGGUCCCAAUCCAGCUUGAGCGAGCUCCUCGAGACGCUGGAGAAAUUCACCUUCCACCACUUCGAAACCCUCAUGCAGCAGGAAGUCGGUAGUCUGUCAACCGAUCACUUAGCCCUGACCCCGCCAGACGAUCUCUCGCCCCCUCAGUUCCUCCAAGACGCGCUCGAAUCGCUUACCCUGCUCAUGAAAUCGCACGACAUCUCCGUUGGCGCAGAGGAACCACCAUCAACCCUCGACAACAACAACAGCAGCUCCCACGACCCCACACCCAACCGAUUCAGCCCAGUCCUUCGAUGCGCCCUGGACCCGUUCCUCGAACUCGCCAAAUCCACCGCCCAAGACCUGGCCCCGACUCCACGAACCAUCUACCUCACGAACAUCCACCUCGCCACCCGCGCAGCCCUCACCCCGUACCCCUUCGCCAGCGCAACCCACCUUCCACCUCUGUCCGCAGCCCUCUCUACCCUCCGCAUGGACCUCCUCGCCAUUCAACACCAAUACCUCCUCACCGAAUCAGGCCUUCAAACCCUCCUCGCCGCCCUGGAACCCUUCUCCCCGUCAUCCACUACCGCCACCGGCCCCAAGACCCUCCCUCCUCCUUCCGACCCUGCCGACCAACAACCACCGCAAAGGGCCCAGCCACCCGACAUCGCAGACCUUACCACCCUUCCAGCCUUCCAGCCCGACGCCCUCAUCCUCACUAGCCAGCAGCUCGACGACUUCCUCCCGUCGGCGCUCAUGGACGCCACAGACCAUUUGAAGCGAGUGCAGAGCGCCACGUUCGUGAAGAGCGUGACGGAGGAGGCGGUGGAGGCCUUCUGUCGGGACUUUGAGUUCGUGGAGGGGAUGAUUAUCGGGGCGGAUGAGGCGAGGAGGAGUGCACGGGGUGGUGGUGAAGGUGCGAACGGGAUGCCUGAGAAGGAGGAUGCAGAAGCAGCUGAAGAGGGCGAGGGAGAGGAGGAGGAGGUGGGCAAGGAAGACGGUCGCGAUUGGGGGUUGAGGAAGUUGUUCCCUCGGACUACCGGGGAGAUCCGGGUUUUGUUGAGCUGAUAGUCGUCAACCAGUGGUGGGAUUGUAUAUAGAGAGAACCUGAUGCAUAGAUGAUGAUUGUUUUAUGUAUGUUGUGUUGGAACUUACUUGUGG